Physeter macrocephalus (sperm whale) is the source of this 3125-nucleotide messenger RNA. Its product is annotated as annexin A13. The transcript is spliced from 8 exons. Gene Ontology annotation, molecular function: calcium ion binding; calcium-dependent phospholipid binding. Gene Ontology annotation, cellular component: cytoplasm. The record is from RefSeq and is a predicted model, not a curated record. NCBI's taxonomy places the organism in Eukaryota, Metazoa, Chordata, Mammalia, Artiodactyla, Physeteridae. The annotation marks the transcript as partial.
GACCUGGAAGAGGUGCUAAAGAGGGAGCUGAGUGGAAACUUUGAGAAGACAGCCUUGGCCCUUCUGGACCACCCCAGCGAGUAUGCGGCCCGGCAGCUGCAGAAGGCCAUGAAGGGCCUGGGCACGAACGAGGCAGUGCUCAUCGAGGUCCUGUGCACGAGAACCAAUAAGGAAAUCAUCGCCAUUAAAGAGGCCUACCAAAGGUUAUUUGACAGGAGCCUUGAAUCAGAUGUCAAAGGUGAUACAAGUGGAAGCCUAAAAAAAAUUCUGGUCUCCCUGCUACAGGCUAAUCGCGAUGAAGGAGAUAAUGUAGACAAAGAUCUAGCUGGUCAGGAUGCCAAAGAUCUGUAUGACGCAGGGGAAGGCCGCUGGGGCACGGACGAGCUUACCUUCAAUGAAGUCCUGGCCAAGAGGAAUCACAAACAGUUACAAGCCACCUUUCAAGCCUACCAAGUUCUCAUUGGCAAAGACAUCGAAGAGGCCAUCGAAGAAGAAACGUCAGGAGAUCUGCAGAAGGCCUACUUGACUCUCGUGAGGAGUGCCCGGGACCUCCAGGGCUACUUUGCUGACUGUCUGUACAAGGCCGUGAAGGGUGCGGGCACCGACGAGGAGACCCUCAUUGACAUCAUUGUGACCCAGGCGGAGGUGGACCUUCAGGGGAUAAAAGCCAAGUUCCAAGAGAAGUAUCAGAAGUCUCUCUCUGACAUGGUUCGCUCAGACACCUCUGGGGACUUCCAGAAACUGCUGGUGGCCCUCUUGCACUGAACCGAGCCAGCACAGCAGGAGAACGGGGAGGAACCACCUUUGACAAAAGCCCCUCCCAAACCAGAUUUGCAAAUGCCACUCCAGCACGAAACACCCUCAAGGGUCCUGGUUUAUUUCCUUGGCCAGGGCAGCAGCCUCAAGACGCCUGACUAGAUCACCCUGAAUGCUGGUUUAGCGAGUGUCUGGGCUGCCUCUUAAUUUUCCUUGAGGGUAGUCACUGAAUGCUUUCUGAGCACAGAUGAAAUCUGCAGUUGAUAAAAACUAUGCAUUCGUAAUAAAACAUUUAAAAGGAUAUGUAUCACACAGGGAUAUGUAUGUUCUGGGUAAAGAGCAAGUGGUUAAAGUUCAAGAAAGACCAAAGUAAGCAAUUCAUUCAUUUUCCUUCUGUGCGCUCAAUUUCAAUCCUCCAUGUUAACUGAAGAUGUGGCUUACGCCUACAUCAGCUGCUUUUCCAAAGACUGGGUUGAUCUGCUUUGGUGUUUGUCCGGUAAAUAAAUGACUUGUGAAAUGUCAACAUAUUUGGAAAAUGCAAACAGUUACAUUUAUUAAUAAUCACCAAGGACAGUCACCAAGGCCAGCGGCAAGGAAACAACUGACUUGCCUAUAUGAAACGUAACGAGAGGUAAAAUUCCCUGAUCUGCUACCUGGUUUAAAUGGUUUUUCUUGCUUCUCUAGACAUUUGAGCCACUUGAGUCUUCCCUCGGAUCUUCAAAUACAAUUAGGCUGGGCACAGUGCCAACAGGAUCAAGGUUAAUGGUCUGGCUCUCAAAUGGAUUGAUUCUGCACCAAUAGCAUCUCUGUUCCAAGGUGUUUGUCUCAUGGCCACGUGCUGCUACACAUAAAGGGGUCUGUCAUGAGAACACAGACACUUUGGUCCAAUAAUUAUAGUUAUCGUUCAUCGGAUGAUUAUUUGUGCCUGGCACUGAUAAGUAGCUUACUUUCAUACUUAAUUUUCCCAACAUCCCUAUGAGGUUAAUAUUACUCCCAUUUAUGAGCUGAAGCAACUGAGACAUUAAGUAACCUGGCCAAAUUCAUUCACAAAUGACAGAACCGAGAUUUGAAUUCAGGGCUGGCGGACUCCAGAAUCCAUCCUAGUAACUGCUUUUCUUGGAAAAAUAACACAAAGUACACGGAAAUGGGUCUGUAUUCAUUCACCUGCUUAAGUUCCUACUAUUUGCCAAUCCCUGUGCUGGGCUCUGGGGAUACAAAGAUAAAGAGAACACUGGCCACACCUUGGGCAGUUCAUUCCCAGGCCAGUAGUGUAGACGGAUGCCUCCAGUAUUCAUCAGACGCUGUUAAGUGCACUGAUACAGGCACGUAAAGCUCUCUACCCAUGAGUAAGAAGAGGCAACACAGAGCUCUGCCUGGGGGAACUGGGGAAUACUUUACAGAGAUGCAGUUGUGCUGGGUUUUGAAUACAUAGAAACUUUCCAGAAAAACAAAGAAAGAAGCACGUGGGUAGAGGCCUGGAAACAUAACGGAGCAGGAUGUGUUCAGGAGGCGUUGAAAUCCAUUUUCCUGGGGCAUGGAUGUGGUGAAAGGAAGGAGAGGGCCGGGGAGGCGGGUGAUGAAGAGUAUGUUUGGGUCACGUCAGCCGUGGUUUUGCCUUCCAAGUGUGAGCUUGGUCCUCUGGGCAACAGUGGUCAUUGGAGAUGUUUAAAUGAGUGAGAACAUGAUCAGAUUUGGGUCUUGGGAAAUCACUUUGGUGGUGUAAUCAACACAGAGCAUACCAGCCCAAGCACGCUGUGCUGUGUCUUUCUAGCAGCUGUAAAAGCGUGAUCAACAACUUAAGAAGUUAUGUUAACCUCUGCAUCCUCAACAUACCGGUUUAUCUACCUAACAGACACGGCUGUCAUUAUGAGCUUUAGCACGUAAAAUGGUUCAGUGACAAAACACACUCAUGUUCUCGUUGUCAAAGCUGGCCUUGUGCUUUUAAGAAACAAACAAAAACAACCAGUUCUUGGGAUCUGAGCUUAUAGUAAGGACAGAAAAACAAACCAGUGGACUGAAAAGAGAUCUAUUAAAAGCAGCCAUCCUUUGAGAGUGCUGAAGGCCACGACUGACAUGGAGAGGAGAGGAAAGGGAUAUCACAGGGGAGGAAACAGGCUGAGUAAGAUGGAGAAGCAAAGUCAUUUGCUCAAGGUCACACACAGGAAGAAUCAGGGCCAGAAUUCAAACGCAAGUCCUUCUGACCCUGAUGUCUGAGCUCUUAGCCAAUUAGCUCACGUCCAUGCGUGCCUUCUCCAGAGCUUGAAGCUCCGGGCGCCAGGCACCUCUCUGACUGUUGCUCACCACCCACAGGCGGAAGCCAGUUUCUGCACUUGACCUGGGGGCUGCCUCACAAGAGAACUCCCCCGUCU